This is a messenger RNA of Auanema sp. JU1783, 363 nucleotides long. Lineage: Eukaryota; Metazoa; Nematoda; Chromadorea; Rhabditida; Rhabditidae. The record is from the annotation of a GenBank genome assembly.
AUGGAGCAAGAAAGAGAUUUCAUUCUUCGUCCUGCAGCUGAUCAAAAAUUCCGUGCUGACCAAGGGGAAUCUAUUCUCAAAAGGGUGAUGGAGAAUCAAUUAGCUGGUCAAACAUAUGACAAUAAUACUGUAGAGAUGUUAAGUCAAAGCGUUUCUGAAGAAAUACGUACUCAACUGAAAGGUUUACAUUUACCAAACUACAAGUACAUUGUCCAGGUGACAAUCGCAGAACAGAGAGGACAAGCAGCCAACAUAGUUUCACAGUGUUUUUGGGACUCUGAUUGUGAUGUUUUGGUUCAUCAUUUCUAUGAUAACGGUUCACUCUGGUCCAAAGCAGUUGUGUUUGCAGUAUUCCAUUAUUAA